Molecule: messenger RNA, 512 nt
Organism: Sesamum indicum (sesame)
Lineage: Eukaryota; Viridiplantae; Streptophyta; Magnoliopsida; Lamiales; Pedaliaceae
Product: large ribosomal subunit protein eL39
Biological process (GO): translation
Cellular component (GO): ribosome; cytosolic large ribosomal subunit
Molecular function (GO): structural constituent of ribosome
Source: RefSeq, a predicted model, not a curated record
CAGUGAUGGAUUAAGUCCACAUAUAUUAAUUUGCCCAAACAAAAUCCCUCUCCAUCUAGGGUUUAUUCACUACAUACUGCGAGGAGUGAGGACAUUGGUUUGAUCUCCGCAACUUCUCUAUUGCAAAAAUGCCGUCGCAUAAGACAUUGCGGAUAAAGAAGAAGCUGGCGAAGAAGCAGAGGCAGAAUCGACCGAUUCCUUACUGGAUCCGUAUGCGCACCGACAAUACCAUCAGGUAUAACGCAAAGCGCAGGCAUUGGCGCCGCACGAAGCUAGGGUUUUAAGGCGCACUUGAGUUUAACAUAUUGAUGCUUUAGAAGAUAGACGGAAUACAGAGUUACAUACAGUAGAUGUUGGGUUGUUGCUGUAGAAUGUAUUGUAAACUCUAUGUGAAUUGAAUUUUGGGUAUUGCUUCUCUGACAGAUUGCUCUUAUAUUAUGGAUUAGUUUGAUUUUCAGAAUGAUGGCUUUGUUGGCUAUUUGUCUCUGGCAACGACUGUUUCGUUAUGUUCA